Messenger RNA from Ectocarpus sp. CCAP 1310/34, 1011 nucleotides. NCBI's taxonomy places the organism in Eukaryota, Phaeophyceae, Ectocarpales, Ectocarpaceae. The record is from the annotation of a GenBank genome assembly.
AUGUCCCUGUCCAAUCCCUUAUCCCAUGGGUUGUUGAAAGAUCUUGGCAAACUUGCAGAGUUGAAAGGACGGGGUCUGAUUCUUGACCGUCACUUCGAGACGAUAAAAACACAUGUGAAGGCGGGAAACUCCGUUGCGAAGGAGCGGUGGGACGCCAUCGAGAGCGCGUGGGGGUUGAAGCAGAACGGUAUCUUCGACGAAGGAGAGUGGAUCCCGCAGAUUGAUGGUGAAAUCCAGGGCAUUACCAGCAGCACCCGCCUGUCCUUGUCAUCCCAACAAGAUGCCAGCAGCGCACGAGGUGCUGCUGCACCUUCUCAGCACCCAUCUGCUGCUGCAGCGGGUACCGCGAGGAGGAAGGUGGAUCGAGGGAAGCACGCCAGAGAGAGAGCUGCGAAAGGCACUUUAGGCGGCAUCAUCUGCAACGCGUUCUCGAUUGGCAGCGGACAACCGCAAAUUGAGCGGACUCGUGGUGGAGUGAAAGAGUUCGUAUCCGGUAUCAGCUUCCCGCCUCCUGCCCCGGAGUCCCGCCCAUCCUGCCCUUACUGUCCCAUGACCUUCGUGAACGAGCAAGGCCUUGGGAUCCACGUGAGAACGCAGCACAGCAGUGCAAACAUGUCCAACGGCGUGCGGCUGCGGCGGAUGCUACGGAAGAAUCUCGCAGGGCGUGUCCUGCCGUGGGAAGAAGCCGGGCCUGGGCGUUGUUGGCACGUGAAGGUCGAUGAUGCGACGAGGGCGGCUUCGUUUGUCCUCCAGCGGAAGCGCUUUCUCGAUCUAGACUUGGAAAGCGACGGUUUGAUGGACCGCGAAACCAAGGAAACUCGUGGAGCUCCCAAGCGCAGGCGAUACGACUAUAGGUUCAAAGCCAAUGCUGUCAACCAGCUGCGCAUCCUCGAGGACAACACCGCGGACUUCUGGAUGGAGGAGGAGCGCACGCGUCUUCAGUACUUAGGGGAUCGUCUCAAGGUUCACUACAGCAACGUACGCCAACAGGGCCAAUUGGUGUUGAAAUAA